AUGGUAAAAAUUGAUGCCGGUAUUAAAAAGCAAAGUUAUCGUCAACCACCACAAAAAAACACCACAGGCUUCUGGACCUCUUCUCAAACAAAUAAUGAGUUAUAUUAUUCGCCCCUACACAAUGCCAUUUGGGCUGGAAAAUUAUAUGAAGCUCGUCAAUAUUUAGAAGAAGGAGCAAAUGUUUGUAAGACUGCUAGAAACAACAAAACUCCUCUUAUGGUAGCCGUUGAAAAGGGCAGCCUCGAAGCAAUCAAACUUUUAUUCGAAUUUGGGGCCGAUGUUACAAUGCAAAUUGCAUUUUUAGAGGCCAUUACCUUGGGCAAAAUCGACAUAAUUAAUUUUUUUAUAUCAAAUAAAGUUCUCAUUAAUUGCACUUAUCGGGAAAGAACCACACCCCUAAUAGAAGCUAUACGGGUGGGCAAUUUUGAUGUGGUGAAAAUUUUAAUUGAAAAUGGGGCCGAUGUUAAUUUUACAACAGAUGAAGGCAAGUAUCCGCUGUUUGAAGCCUUGAAACUUAACAACUGCGAAAUUACGAAAUAUUUAAUAAGUAAAGGAGCGAAAAUGCAGGCGAAAUGGUUAAAACAUUUCACUUCCCAAAUUGUGAAAAAUUUAACUACAAUGGAAAUUGAACUAAAAAGUAUUUUGCUGGGCGAUUUUGUUCAUAAUACUAUAGUAAAAGCUGUGGAAACUAAAAGUGCCCUUGUUGUUAAAUACCUUUUGGAACAAGGAGUUCCGAUUGAUUUGUGUGAUAAAAAUGAAAAAAGUCCACUUGCGGUAGCUGCAAACGAAGGCUAUUUCCGCAUUGUUAAAAUUUUGGUUGAUGCUGGUGCUGAUAUUUUGUCAGCCCAAAAAGAAUUGCAAGAAUUUGCCAAACAAAAUGAGGACUUUUAUAUUUAUUAUCAAGUUUUGAAGCAAAAAUGUAAAACUAUACCAACUCCUGAAGAUUCUGUCAACGAAUCUUCCCAAACCGAAGAUUAAACAAUCAUAUCUACACAUGUUUUUGUACCUAGCA
Molecule: messenger RNA, 1012 nt
Organism: Tribolium madens (black flour beetle)
Lineage: Eukaryota; Metazoa; Arthropoda; Insecta; Coleoptera; Tenebrionidae
Product: ankyrin repeat and KH domain-containing protein mask-like
Exons: 3
Coding region: 1-978 (325 amino acids)
Molecular function (GO): protein binding
Source: RefSeq, a predicted model, not a curated record